AUGUCAUUUAUCUCUAUUAAUUCAUCAGAAGUUCAAAAAAUCAUCAAUACUAUUAUUAUAACUGAAAACAACACCUUGAAACACAUUCAUUUCAAUGUUGAGAAGAAGAAUGUCAAAGUGAAAGAAAAAAAGCAGAAGAAUGAAAAGAGAAAGAAAGUCAAGAAGAAGAGCUCAGUCAAGAAGUACUCUGUGACUGAGAAUGCAGAAGUGAGAGUCUUGAAAAAACAGAUGACAAGUGUUGAGUCAGUUGACAGUCAUGAUAUUGAGAUUUUACCUCUUUAUAUUGAAAAUAAGGCACUGUGCAAGGAGAAUGCAGCUCUGAAGAUCAAAUUCAGAACUAUUAUAAGCCUUCUUCAGAUCAAUCAAACUAUUCUUGAGAAUGACAUAUGA
This is a messenger RNA of Blastomyces gilchristii SLH14081, 390 nucleotides long. RefSeq lists its product as uncharacterized. The transcript has 2 exons. The record is from RefSeq and is a predicted model, not a curated record. NCBI's taxonomy places the organism in Eukaryota, Fungi, Ascomycota, Eurotiomycetes, Onygenales, Ajellomycetaceae. Bases 1 to 390 code for a protein of 129 amino acids.